GCCAUCUGCAAUGUGCAACUGGUGAAAAUAACAGAGCGAAAAAAUGAGUGCAUCGAGGGAUCAAGAUGCAACUUUGGUUCCCACGGUCAGAGAAGUGCAGCAAAAGUUUGCAGAGAUCCUAAGUCAUGGAGAAGAUAUAACCUGGGAUCUGCUUACGCUUAACCAGGCAGAGGUGCUAAAAAGGAAGUUGUCCCUGUUUAAAGCCAAUACUAACAUGUUCUAUUGGAUUUGGGAUCAACGAAAAUACACAAAUGGACAAUCUUUAACGUCCCUCUUUUUUGUGAUGAUAGUGGACAAUGUGAGCAAUCCACAGAUGGCCGAAGAAAGCAGAUCCUGGCAUCUGUAUCCUGUUUUCCGUUGUCGACGCUGUGUGGAUAAAACUGGCCAAGCCAGUGGCAUCGACUAUUGCAUGGCGUACGUGACUCAGAACUCAUGUUGUGGAAACUGGAAAGAGUUUCUGUUGCUGCCAGAUUUUCGCCAAGGUUUAAUGGUUACCCCGUAUCGUGGAGUGUACAAACUGAUUGAUGGUCAGGUUGAGCUAAAAUCGUAUUCCAUCACAGACCGGCCUUGCUCGGGACUUUUACCAAAAAUCAAGGAUUACUCCAUAACGCCCGACUCCUUGGCAUUAGCUUCCAAAACGCUUAUUACUCGUAAAAAACCAAAAAAUGUUUUUGAUUUUCCAUUGGUUUUUGAAUUUUGCACAUGUGAACGGAUGCUCAGUUUGCUCUUGAAUCCUGAUAGCGAGCAGCAAUCUUGUGACAUAAUUGAUCUUUCCGAUUCUUUAGUUCUAUUUACGGAUACUUUAAAUAAUUUUCGUCUGGCAUCAAGAAUGAUCAAAGAAGUGAAUUCUGCAAGCAUCUUGACUAAUCAGCAAAGAAGCGUUUUUGACAAGAUAUCUGAGGAAACUGCACGAAUUGAGGGCAAAGUGGAUCUUAUACGUAGUGCCAACGGAGUUCCCGAAAAAGUUGAGCUCGACAACCUUUUUCAACCCAUUCAGAAAAAGAGAAAACUAAGGAAAUUACCUGAAACACCCAUGAAUAUCAUUGAUGUACCCGAUUCUCCAGAAAUCACCACAAUUAAUGUGAAAGGAGAAGAAAUUAACCUGGAAGUCUAUGGCAUGCUUCUUAGAGAACACAUCGUUAGCUUGGAGACCUUUGAAAUUCUGAUUACCAGCAUGUCUGAGCAUUUGGAACCCGAAACGUUCAAACUUAUUUUACAGCUCACGCAAACUUUUGUGGAAAACACCAGGGAAGAAAUGUGCCAACUUCUGAAAUAUUAUUUUUCGACGGAAUCCGUUCUUUAUCAGAUAAUUUUGAGUAUAAGAAGAUAUUAUCCAAGAUGGGACUUCGAUGAAAUUGAAGAGCAAUCAUCGGAAAUUUUAAGGCGUUUGCGGUAUUUCUUUGCCUCUUCUGACCCGAAUUCUCGUAUUGAAUUUCUGAAGAAGUGCGACAAAUGUGUCGGUUACUACGACUUAUUUAAUAAUAAUUAAAAUAUAAUACUAUAACAUUGUUUAGUACUAUAAGAGUAAACGCGUUUUUUUUUCAAAAUCAUUCGAAUGUUUUU
Messenger RNA from Drosophila suzukii, 1563 nucleotides. RefSeq lists its product as uncharacterized. The record is from RefSeq and is a predicted model, not a curated record. NCBI's taxonomy places the organism in Eukaryota, Metazoa, Arthropoda, Insecta, Diptera, Drosophilidae.